This is a messenger RNA of Orcinus orca (killer whale), 2277 nucleotides long. RefSeq names its product UDP-N-acetylglucosamine--peptide N-acetylglucosaminyltransferase 110 kDa subunit-like. The transcript has 7 exons. Gene Ontology annotation, molecular function: protein binding; protein N-acetylglucosaminyltransferase activity. NCBI's taxonomy places the organism in Eukaryota, Metazoa, Chordata, Mammalia, Artiodactyla, Delphinidae. Gene Ontology annotation, biological process: protein O-linked glycosylation. The record is from RefSeq and is a predicted model, not a curated record. The coding region runs from base 1357 to 2277 and encodes 306 amino acids.
CCUUAUCUUUGAAAGAAGAAUAAGAGAAGUAUGCCUGGUGGAGUUACACAUCAAGCUCAUCUGAUAGAAUAUUCAUAAGGAUUUUGCACAAAAUAUACAUGGAAAUAUUUUAGCACCGAGUUUAGCAUGCGAUUCGUCUUCAAUACAUUUAAGAGCUAUUAUUUUAUUAUUAUUAUGCUAUCAUUAAAUAUCACUAUUACUUAAAUGUCAUUAUUGCUAAAAUUGCUGUAAAACUACCGCAAUAACCCAUGAUGAAUUCCCCUCUUCUGUUUCCUUUGUUUAAAUGCAAAAUAUAUAUAUAAAUCUAGACAGAGAACACUUUAGUGAUCCUAUUCAGUGGAGUGAGAAUUUCCAUGGCACUGAUUAAAACAAAUCCUGAAUUGCAUGGACUUAAGAUAGCAGAGAGGGGCUUCCCCGGUGGCGCAGUGGUUGAGAGUCCACCGGCCGAUGCAGGGGACACGGGUUCGUGCCCCGGUCCGGGAAGAUCCCACAUGCCGCGGAGCGGCUGGGCCCGUGAGCCAUGGCUGCUGAGCCUGCGCCUCCGGAGCCUGUGCUCCGCAAUGGAAGAGGCCGCAACAGUGAGAGGCCUGCGUACCGCAAAGAAAAAAAAAAAAAAAAAAAGAUAGCAGAGAGGCUAAGAGAUUUGAAGUUAGACAUCCCCAAGUGUGAAUUCUACUGUGACCCUCUUCUAGCUCUAAAACCUUGAGGAAGUUACUUAAACUUUCUGAGCUUUACUACUAGUUUCCUCAUCUGUAUCUUUUUCAGGACUAUUUAUCAAGCAUCUUCCUGUUCUCUAUGCUUGGAUGUAUCAAUGAAUAAAUUAGACAAGAGCCUUUGCCUGCGUGCUCCUUCUUGCAUGCUCUCUCCCUCCUUACACUCUCGUGUGGAAACGGAUGUUAUAAAUAAAUUCUAUGCUUUGUCACAAGUUGAUGGGUGCUACGGGAUAAGGAAAAGGAUGUGAAGCUCACUGAAGAGGCUUGGGUUGGGAGUGCUGGAGGAGUGUACAGGUGGGGAAAAUGUACCAGCGUGUAUGCCUACUGGGACCACGUUUUCAGAACAGUUAAGCCCAGUGUCAACUAUGCUGUCCCACCUUCCUCGACAUCUGCAGAUAUUUAUUUGAAUUUUGUUGAAUUGUUCUCAUCAAUAUGAGAAGAGAGCAGGCUGAAUGGAAGACAGUCAUUAUGACCACUGGGGCCACUAGGGGGUGUCCAGAGAAGGUAACUACUUUGCCCGCGUCCUAAACUGCCUAGCCCUGUGGUCUUGGGCUAAUCACUAACCUGCUUAGAUACAAUUUUCUUCUCUAUGAAAUAGAAACAAUAUUAUAUGCUUUGAAGGACUGCAGGAAGAUGAGCUGUAAUGUUUAUCAAGUGCCUAAAGCUCCAGAUGGCGUCUUCCGUGGGCAACGUGGCCGACAGCACAGAACCAACGAAACGUAUGCUUUCCUUCCAAGGGUUAGCUGAGUUGGCUCAUCGAGAAUAUCAAUCAGGUGAUUUUGAGGCAGCUGAGAGACACUGCAUGCAGCUGUGGAGACAAGAGCCAGACAAUACUGGAGUACUUUUAUUACUUUCAUCUCUACACUUCCAGUGUCGAAGGCUGGACAGAUCUGCCCACUUUAGUACUCUGGCAAUUAAACAGAACCCUCUUCUGGCAGAAGCCUAUUCGAAUUUGGGGAAUGUGUACAAGGAAAGAGGGCAGUUGCAGGAAGCAGUUGAGCAUUACCGGCGUGCAUUGCGUCUCAAACCAGAUUUCAUCGAUGGUUAUAUUAACCUGGCAGCCGCUUUGGUAGCAGCAGGUGACAUGGAAGGGGCAGUACAAGCUUACGUCUCUGCUCUUCAGUGCAAUCCUGAUUUGUACUGUGUUCACAGUGACCUGGGGAACCUGCUCAAGGCCCUGGGUCGCUUGGAAGGAACCAAGGCAUGUUAUUUGAAAGCAACGAAGACGCAACCGAACUUUGCAGUAGCUUGGAGUAAUCUUGGCUGUGUUUUCAAUGCACAAGGGGAGAUUUGGCUUGCAAUUCAUCACUUUAAAAAGGCUGUCACCCUUGACCCCAAUUUUCUGGAUGCUUGUAUCAAUUUAGGAAAUGUCUUGCAAGAGGCACGGAUUUUUGACAGAGCUGUGGCAGCUUACCUUUGUGCCCUGAGCUUGAGUCCAAAUCAUGCAGUGGUACCUGCCAACCUGGCUUGUGUAUACUACCAGCAAGGCCUGAUAGAUCUGACAAUAGACACAGGCGAGCUAUUGAAUUGCAACCACAUUUCCCUGAUGCUUAUUGCAACCUAG